Messenger RNA from Miniopterus natalensis, 624 nucleotides. RefSeq names its product protein SSX4-like. Gene Ontology annotation, cellular component: nucleus. Gene Ontology annotation, biological process: regulation of DNA-templated transcription. NCBI's taxonomy places the organism in Eukaryota, Metazoa, Chordata, Mammalia, Chiroptera, Miniopteridae. The record is from RefSeq and is a predicted model, not a curated record.
AUGAACAAAGGCAGCUCCUUAGACAACAACCCCAUGGAGGAUUCCCAGAAUUCAGAGGAAAAAUGCAAGGCCUUCAGGGAUAUUUGCAAAUACUCCUCUGUGGAAGAGUGGGCAAAGCUGGGAAACUCAGAGAAAAUAACCUAUGUGUAUGUGAAGAGAAACAGUGACACCAUGACUGGUCUAGGUCUCAUGGCCAAACUCCCAGAUUUCAUGCGUCCUAAGAAUCGGACCACAGAAUCUCCUGAGCAUGAUUCUGAUGAAGCUCGGAACCCCGGGAAUCAGGAUGAAAAUCCUCAGGAGGCUUCCAAUGAGCAACUGAGAAAACACCAGAAGGUGAUGGCCAAGAAUCUCUCAAGGGAAGAAAAUGACUUGAAGCCACUACCAGUAAUCCCUGACUCAGAGCUAGCUCAGAAACAUCUGUGCCCCUCAGGAAAUGCGAGUGUCUCUGGUCAGCAGAUCGAGAAGUCAGCAGCACCCUGCACAGAGGAGACUGAAGUCUGCGCGAGAGAGCUUCAGGAAAACGAGUGCAUUCUAGAGUAUGAAGAUAUCAGUGACUCUGAAGAAGACAAUCUCUGUAAGCCACCCUUCAUUCCAGCCCUGCACCCUUGCAAAACCCACUCUUGA